Messenger RNA from Aspergillus mulundensis, 4686 nucleotides. RefSeq lists its product as uncharacterized. The coding region runs from base 1 to 4686 and encodes 1561 amino acids. The record is from RefSeq and is a predicted model, not a curated record. NCBI's taxonomy places the organism in Eukaryota, Fungi, Ascomycota, Eurotiomycetes, Eurotiales, Aspergillaceae. The transcript is spliced from 3 exons. Gene Ontology annotation, molecular function: protein binding.
AUGACCAUCUCCCCAUCCUCCACCAAAGCGCCCUCCUUGGAGCGUCGGACGUCUACCUUCAAAGGCGAAAUCGGCGACAUCUGGGCCCAAGUGCAGGCUCGUGUCGUCCAGCUGGCUGGCGGUGACCCGUCUAAGAUUGAAGCCGACCUCUCCAUCGAAGACGUUCUCUCCUACCUCGAAAAGACCCAAGAUGCAUCCUCGAAGAAAGACAGCAGCAUCCGCUCGGCUUUCGAGAAGACUCUCCAGUUCAUUGAUACCGUCGGGGGGCUUGUCGCGGGGGGAACUGGCGAGGCCUUCCCCCCCUCAGAACUCUGCUUCAAUGCCGUCUCCAUGGUCAUUCAUGCCUGGCAAGACUAUCAAGGCGUCUUUGAGUCGCUAGCUACUCUCCUCGAGAAAUGCUCCCAGUACUUUCAAAGGCUGGAAUACCACAUCCAGGGUGGCAUGGACGCAAAACUCGCCAAAGUCGCCGUUCAGCAUCUACAGCUGUUCGUCGAGAUCUGCGACAGGACCAUCAAAUUGCGGCGGUCGAAGCGCAGAAAACUAAGCGUGUUUACGAAGUUGCUGUUUCUCAACGAUAAUGAUAUCGCAGAUUUACUGGAGAAGAUGAAAUCACUGGUUGAUGAGGAGGGAAGACUCGUCGCUGCGCAGACAUUCAGCUUCGCGGCACAGGCGGUCGUCAGUACGAGAGAGAAUCUGGCGAUCAGUCGGGCUGUCAAUAGUAAAAUCGAUAUGCUGAUUGCGAAUCGGUCGGAUUCAUUGAAGGAAAGUGACAAGAGACGACGGAAGGAGAGGAUUCUGGACACCCUUGCAUUUGAUGAAAAUAAGCUCGAUCAGGAGAAGAGGGAGCCUGAUCCUUACUGGCAGCGGGUAUACUACAACUACCGGAAACGUGUUGUGCCGGGGACUGGGCAGUGGGUGUUUGAUGAGAACGAGUUCAAGGCCUGGGAGGGUGGAAGCCAGGAUAGUCCACUGAUUCUGGCGAUUGAGGGCACAGAGGGCUCAGGAAAGAGCUACCUCUCUUCAACAAUCAUCCGACGGCUCCGGAAUCGUAGCUCAGCUGCUACUGCGACUGCACCAGAUUCGGAGUCGGAUUCUCGGACACUGCUGGCUUUUUACUUCGUUGAAGGAGAUUCUAAAGAGGAGCUCAAGAGGACCAACCACAUCGACGUGAUCACAAAGUCGCUGAUCUGGCAGUUUGUCCAGGCCGAUAUGUCCUACAUGAAAUCCGUCGCAGGAAUCUGCGAGAGGAACCGUGAUAUGGAUCCGCACGAGAUCGCGGCCAAGUUGCUCUUCGAGAACGCAGAUAUUGGGCAGACGAUCGACGCGAACUUUUUCAUUGUCAUUGACGGACUGAAUGAUGUCGUCGGAGACGCACUCGUCCCAUUUUUGGGUAAUGCUAUAUCUAGCGCGCGGUCUCAUCACAAGAUACGCAUUCUACUGACCGGUCGACCGCGUGCAUUUGAGCAGAUAUCAGCCGCUGACAAGGACAUUGCCUUCAAGACAAUACACAUCAGCGAGCGCAAUCGGCCGGAUAUUGACAUGUACAUCGAGUCACGCAUGGACUCGAUCGACGCCCUACGGAACAAGGAGCGUUUCGGGGUAAAAGACCUCCGCAAGAAGAUCCGCAUUGCUUUGCGUGAUAAGACGAGUGGCGAUUAUUUCCGGGUGAAUACGAUUCUUAAACGGAUCAGCCAUCUGGAUUACGUGAACGAUAUCGACCAGGUCCUGGAGAAUGCGGGGAGGGAACGAUCGCAGCAGAUCCAGGCGGAGAUUGAGUCGCUAAAUAAUGUGCGCAACGCAAAGGAGAUUGCGGAGAUUAACGAGAUCAUUCUCUGGAUUCUGUAUGGACGGGAAUGGUUUAAGCCUAGGCAGAUGGCUGCGGUGCUGUACGUGCAAAGCGGCGAACUGUCAUUGUUGACGCUGGAGGCCAAGUUGCAGCUCAAGUAUACCCUGUUCGAGGUGGAUAGUGACGGCGAUGUAGACUUUCGGUCAUACGAGAUUGUGGACCUGAUUCUUGAGGGAAACCAGAGCCAGGCACCAACAGAUCAAGCAACGAAGAGGAUACUCCCGGAAGAAGUUGAUAUCAUCCGCCACUUCCUCCGCACCGUAUGUCCACCAACCCUCUACGAAAAGUUCGACUUCGAAACCGUUUUCGACCAGAAACUUCACCAUACAAGCGGCACCAUUCACCGCGACGACAAAGAUACAGCGGAAGCAAAGCUUGCCGUAACAUGCCUCCGCGUUCUGACAGAGAAGCGAGACGCGCGGCGAGAAAUCAUUCGCCCAUAUGCAGUGAAUUACUUCCACCAGCAUCUGGCUGCCGUGGACCUCUCGCUUGUCGACCGGAAAUGGAAAAUAGUGGUUGGUCCGCUUCUGGCCAAGUUGUUUCUGGAUGAAGACUCGACUGAUGCAUUGCUUUGGACGGAUGAUCCCGAGGCUGCAAGGGAUUUUGCUUGGAUGGCCAGGGAGGCGUGGUUUGAGGGGGACGGGGCUGUCAGGGAGGUUGCAAGGUGGCUGAAGGAGUCGGUGGCGCUUUCGGAUGUCUCUGACGAGCGGGAUAGGGCUUGGGUGCGCAGUCUCACGGAGAGCUCAGAGCCGGAGAAGGAGUUGCUGCAGAGGCUGGCGAAACGUAUGGUUGUGCAUUGGUUACGAGAAGAGACGCGGCAGGUGUUGGCUGUGUAUGCGUUCUCUUUUAUUUUUGGGGCUUUAAAGAAGAUAAACCGCAGCGAUGAACAGGAGAACCCCGCUGUUAAAGAAAGCGCUGAAGACGAAACACCAACCCUAGAAGACAUCACCGAGAUCGAAAACUGGUCAUUUGCCCUACUUGGCCACAAAAAGGACUCUCUCUGGCAAGUCCAAGUGGCUGUCAUCCUGCGCAACUACAACUUCCUUCACCAAGCUGAGACCAGAUGCCGUCACGCACUAACCCUAGAUCCCAGCAAUUGGCGGGCAUCAUACUACCUAGCGCACGUGGUAUCAUCGAACAGCGAAGCGAUAAAUAUUCUGAACGAUAUCAUAAAUAGACUCGGCACAGACGAGAAAUGGAUGGCAGAGCGCAACCACGUCUCAGCGUACGCAGAAAUGCUCUUCGACCGCGGUCAGCGAUAUUGGAACGCAGAGCAGUUCGAUCAGGCCAUUGGGUCCUUCACGGAAUCAGUUAAGGUCAAUUAUGCAGGCUUCAAACGCAUCUUGACGAUCAUCGAGCAGUACUACGACAGGCGGCUAUGGAGUGAUAUCUUGGAGUUGCUCAAAACGAUCCAGGCCGGUGCAGAGGCCUCCUCUAACCAUAACUCCAGCACACAGAAAAAUAAAUCCCACCUUUCCAAAAUGCUCGUCGACCUCGCCUCAGAAGAAACUUUCCACAAUAUCAUCCUCCAAACAGCGGUCGAAACGGGCCAAUUCGCUUUCAUCGAAGACGUCUACGAAGACGCCAUCAAGCUUUCCACACAGAUGGAAGCGUACACGAGCCUCUACUACAUCCGCUACCACUACGCAAACGAGAUAUUCCAGCAAGACAGCCCCGACGUUGAGGAACGCGCAGUUGCCCUUUGGGAGACAGCACUAAAAGAAGACCUCCCCCGCUCAUUCUUGGACAUUGACUACGUGCUCCCUUUUCUAACCGUGAAACUCGCACCGAUAUAUCUCUCCCGCGCGCGUGCCGCAAAGCCAGACUCGGAAACAGCACGCGAGUACCUAGACCGUAUUGCAUCAAUUACACCAGAUGACGGCUCAGCGUCUUCUGCAUCCACGUCGCAAAGCAACGUGAUACUCCCCGCGAAGCUGUAUCUCGCGCGGUACUAUAUUAUUACGGGGGACAAGAAACGCGCAAAACAGAUUGUACGCAGCGCCGUCAAGAUUGCGCUGGAGAUGCUGUCCGAUGAUGACGCGGACAACGAUUACCUCGCGUACUGGAGACUUCUGCUUGUGUUCCUGCCGCUGAAUGAUGAUGAUAAUGCGCUCGCGGCCGUGGCGAUGGCAGCGGCGGCGAGUCGGAUUGCGUUUGCGAAUGCCAAUGCUGGCCAUGGUCCAGGGAUGCCGCUAAUUGAUGAGCCGAAGAGGAACCCAAAUCCAGUGAACGGUUAUGUAAAAGACCAUAACAGCCCGCGGGGUAAGAAAGAACGCAAGGAACAGAGCCCCCGCGGCCGCCCUGCCCCUACUAUCACAACCAGUCUUCAAACGCAUCCAGGUGCAGGCCCCGGUACACCCGAAACCAGACGUCCCAGUACACCGAACAGUCUGCCCCGAACCCCCGAGCUUAAGCCCGUCGCCCUUGCAGACUUGCACUCCCACUCUGAGCCCGCCUCUGCACCGGCGUCGGUAAGGGGAGACGCAGACGCAGAUGUAGAAGUGGAGGAGGAAGACGCAGCCGUUCCGAUCUUCGCCAUCUGCGACGGCGGCUGCGGGCGGUACUGGCAGGACGCGAGCGAGAUGUGGUGGUGCAAGGACUGCAUCAAUCUGACGUUUGACAAGGAGUGCUUUGAGCAGUUGCGGGGUGGAACGCUGCCGUUGAAGGUCUGUGAUAAGGACCAUGCGUUUUUGGAGGUGCCGAGAUUGGAUAUAAAUGGCAAUGGCAAUGGCACUGAUGGUAUUGCUGCGGGUGUGCCGAGGGGUUACGUGCCGUUUAAGGGCAAGGCUAUCUCGUUAGAGGAGUGGAAGAGGGGUAUUGUGAGGGAUUAUAUAGAGUAG